AUGUACAUUUCUUUUAUAUUAUUUCCUCUAUUUUUAGUUUAUUUAGGUGUUUUGGAAAGUUUCAUAAUUAAAAGAAAGGUUUUUCAUAAUUAUAAUAACAUUUUAUUACUCGCCUCACCAAAAGCGAAAAAAAAUACUAUUGAAGAACCAAAAAGGAAAAACAAGAAUCUUAAAAAAAAAAAAAAAAAAAAUAAAAUUUUGGAAGAUUUAUUGAAAGAAAAAGUAGAGAAAACUGAAGUGAAUUUAAGUGAUUCUAGAAAUCAAGAUAUUGAUAAAGAAAUACUAGAAGGAAAAAGAAUUCCAAGACUAAGAAUAAAAAAAACAAAUAAUCAUAUUUAUGCAUCUGUUAUAGAUGACUAUAAAAGGCAUAUUUUGUGCUUUUCUUGUUCACUUGAUCCAUCUUUAUCCCAAAUUUUAGGAACCUAUAGAAAAAAAACAACAAAUCGAAUUAUAAAUAAUGGAAAAACAAUAAAAGCCGCAUGGGAAAUAGGGAAAAUCGUUGCAAAAAAAGCUUUAAACAAAGGAAUUUUUAAAGUUAAAUUUGAUAGAGCUAAUUAUAGGUAUGCAGGAAGAGUUGAAGCAUUAGCUGAGGGAGCAAGAGCUGUGGGAUUGUUGUUAUAA
Messenger RNA from Plasmodium relictum, 621 nucleotides. RefSeq names its product apicoplast ribosomal protein L18 precursor, putative. The record is from RefSeq and is a predicted model, not a curated record. Gene Ontology annotation, biological process: translation. Gene Ontology annotation, molecular function: structural constituent of ribosome; 5S rRNA binding. NCBI's taxonomy places the organism in Eukaryota, Apicomplexa, Aconoidasida, Haemosporida, Plasmodiidae. The transcript has 2 exons. Bases 1 to 621 code for a protein of 206 amino acids. Gene Ontology annotation, cellular component: ribosome.